Plectropomus leopardus (leopard coralgrouper) is the source of this 5060-nucleotide messenger RNA. RefSeq names its product VPS37C subunit of ESCRT-I (gene vps37c). Gene Ontology annotation, biological process: ubiquitin-dependent protein catabolic process via the multivesicular body sorting pathway; protein targeting to vacuole; protein targeting to membrane. The record is from RefSeq and is a predicted model, not a curated record. Gene Ontology annotation, cellular component: ESCRT I complex. NCBI's taxonomy places the organism in Eukaryota, Metazoa, Chordata, Actinopteri, Perciformes, Serranidae.
CCGAAAAUGGCGGCGGUUUCUGUCAGUGUGGAGUGAAACUUUCCUAUUAUUAGCAAAGAUUUAGCCAUUUUCUGACACGUUUUCUCGAUUCCAGUCGUCUGUGUGUGGAAAUAAGCAUCGGCGGAUUACAAAUACGUUUGGGGGUGAUCGCCAGGACCGAGCGGCGUCACUCUGGGCUCCGUUUUUGCUCGGCAAAUCGCUGGGCUUCCCUCGAAGUUGAUGGUGGCUAAGUGCCUGACAUUGCGAUCAUAUCGACCGUUGUUGUCGUCGGGUCGCUUAACGCGAAGCCGUCAGGUGAGAUCGGACGUCGGCGGAGCAGCUAGUUAGCUAGCCGGUCAAAAGUGCGUCGAAAAACGUGUUUUCGUUGAGCCGGAUUUCGUCAGGGCUGGUCGGAGACUCUGAGGACGUGUCACGUCACCUGUCAGCUGAAAUAAAUAGGUGGUGUUGGAUGUCACCACCGCUCAGCGUCAGGCUGAAUUUGGUUUGCUAGCGUCGUCAAUCCUGGCAAAUCAAAUGGAGAAGCUCCAGGACCUGAGCCAAUCAGAGCUGCAGGAGCUCCUGGAUAACCCGGAGAGGGUGGAGUCUAUGGCUCUGGAGUCUGACGAGAUCCAGAACAUCCAGCUGGAGAGAGAGAUGGCGUUGGCAUCAAAUCGCAGCCUUGCCGAGCAAAACCUGGACAUGAAGCCUCGUCUGGAGUCAGGGAAAGAGGUGCUGGUGGAGAGAUAUUCUCAGCUGGACGCCAUCAGAGAAAACUACAGACAACACUGCUCCCUGAGAGAGGGGAUAGAGGGUGAAGUGUCUCCAGAGGCGUUGUUCUCCAGACUACAGACAGAGGGCAGCAAAACGGAGUCAGAGUCAGAGGCUCUAGCUGAUGAGUUUCUGGAGGGCUCUCUGCCGCUGGACUCCUUCCUCGACCGCUUCCUUUCCCUGCGCUCCCUCGCUCACAAAAGACGGGUGCGAAUAGAGAAACUCCAGGAGAUCCUACGACAGAGGAGCGAGGGCAAUCCCAACGCCAUGACGUCAUCAGGAGUCAGCCAAGACCCCGCCGCCACGGCCUCACCGUGGAAUCAACAGACAACAACAACGACAACGACAAAUCAGCAGCAGCCAAACUCCAAACCUCAGUCCUCCAGCUACCAAAACGCCUCGCAGAUGGCCUCCUCGUCUGCAGGGGGCUCCUCCGGCCUCCCCUACAGCCCGUACCCUGUCUCCCCACCAAACCCUCCCCCUGCGGCGGCAGCGGCAGCAGGCUCCGGCCCAACCAUCCCCCCGUACCCAGGUUCCGGCUCACCUUUCUCCCCAGCAGGGAGCUUCUCCGGGCCCAGGCCCGCUUUCGGGCCUCCGGCUCCAGCCGCCUGUCCUUACCCAGCCCAGCCCUCCUUUCCUGCCCCACACCCCGGCUCAGCGUUCGGUCAGUACACCCCGAGUCACCCCCAGAGCGGCCCCGCCCCCUACCCGGCCUCCUACAGCUACGGCGGCUACAGCUACCCAGCCGGGCCCUCAUAUUCAAAUUCUCAGUCGCCAACGGGGAGACCCAUCUACAGACCAGGAUACGGAGUCCCGCAGCCGUACUCAUGAAAGCACUACUGCUCCUCUGUCUCAAUUCUUCCCUUCUUUGCUAUCUCUCUCCUUUCUUCCUCCUCCCCUCUUUAAAUCCAGUCUCCUCACCCCUAAAUCCCUCUCCCCCUCUUGUCUUUUUACCUUUUCUACCCUCCCUCUUCUUUUGUCCCCAUGCUGAGAGAGGUCUCUCGCUUUACUUAUCUUUGUUGCACUAUUUCUCUCUUUCUCUAAAUAUCAGUCUGUUGAUCUCUCCGUCUUUCUCUUGUUCCUUUUCCCUUUCUCUCUGUCACCCUACGACCCACCAACUCCCCCACACUAGUCUCAGGUUGUUGCGUUGUGUUUAAGUGUUAAAACACUUGUAUCUGGCCCUUCAUUCACUCCCUCUCUCCAUCGCUCCCUCCCUCCUCGUCCAUUUCUUGUGUGUGUGUGUGUGUGUUGCUAUUUGGCAAUCAGAACGUCCUUUUAAACACACAAGUGCACUCCCCCCUUAGGACAAAUAAAUGAAAAAAAAACAGUCUUUGUAACACCACAUCAGUGUCCAGUAGCUGUCUGACCAGAAUCUGUCUGGUUCACGCUGUUAUCCACGAGCACAGUCUGCACUGAGAAAACAACUUAUAAUGAAGGCUAAAGUUCGAGGCUAGCUUCAUGACCUUUGGGCUAACAAAAUGCACUUAAACUGGCAAAGUGGACGGCUGUCACAAAAUACGGCUCUUAUUUGAAGUUCAUUAGUGAUGCAGGACUGACCGUGUCCUCCGCUGAAGCUGCCUGGUCUAUCAGCUCUUCCAGACUCUUACCUGCUAUAAACACAAAUAUAGGAGGUGAUUUUUAUUAUGCACACAACAACCACCAGUAUCUCCAGUCAACAUUUAUUUUUGUCAACCAAAGAACCUUGUGACGAUGACUUUUGUCUUUUGAAUUUAAUUUUGAAAGAGGACAUCGGCUUCAGCUGCACGUCAGCUGCUGUGCUUCCUUUUCUAUCUUUGUAAAGGCACGUUCACACCAGAAAGCGGCACAGUGAAGUACGCUCAAGCUUGGUGAUGUAGCGACUACUCACAGGGCUAAUUUGUUAUCUACUGCAGCUGGUUAACUAACAGAUAACACACUAGCCAGCGGGGGACAAAAGCUGUGAACCAAGUCUCUUUACAGUUUUCUCUGUGGUAGUUUACUCACCCUGGUGUUUGUUCUCAGAUUGUUUAACAUUUAAUUUAACAAAGAGUUACAGAGGAGGGAAAAAACCUCUCCAGGCAGGUACAACAGGUACUGUAAAUGUUUCUCAGUAAGCCACAUAUCAGUCCGGUGCCAGGACUACACACAUGAUUUGAAACAAACAGCCCCUGACACACUUUUGAAAACUGACCAGGAGCCUAUUUUAAACCACACUUUCUAAGCCUUCAUCCGUUUUCUGCAGUGCAUGCUAGUCCUACAUCAAAGUUGCAAAAAUAAGCCAGUUUUCCUAAAAAAAAUAAUUCAAAAUAAAAGUUUAAAACUAUUGCACUAUUGUGCCGUUAGCCACUUGGGGGCAGUGGAAAGCUUGUUCUGCUGUGACAACAUUCAUAUAUCAUCACCUGAUGAGGACGAUUCGCUGAUGUAAACAGCUGAUUGUAGAGCUGAGGGAACUGCAGAGGUUGUUGAUAAUUCUCGGUGGGUUCAUCACACAGUUAGAAAUGAUAAUUAGUGCAGCUCAAAGAAAUGGGUCUUUAACAAACUUUCCUUCCUGUGUUUAGUCAAUUAAAAUUAAAUGCGUUCUCCAAAGCGUUUCUCCAUUCCUGGACCCAAAUUAAGAUGGUGACGAGACGUGCAGCUAUCAUUUGUAGUUGUUAACUGUCCUCGUUACAGCCAGCCAGCUAGCUGCAACUAAACCUUGCUGCAUUGAUCUGGCAUUGGUUGACAUUAGCUGAUCAAAUAAUUUGCAAAUGGAAAACUAGACAGUUUACCAGCCAGAUCAGCCCCUGAAAGUUUUGAAUACUAGUGAAGCUCUCAGAAGGCAGCAUGAGAAAAGGGAUAUCACUCCAGGUUUCAAAGGGUUAAAGGGCCUGAGGUGAUUGGGCCAUUCAAUACACAGAGCCAGGCCAGUUUAUCUAUUUAAUAAUGGGUAAAUCCCCUCUGAUAGAGUUUGGUGCUUUUGUGCUUCGAGCAAGUAAGAUGAAAAAGUCCGAGUUAGGAGCGCUGUAGUCCCGUAGUUGCACCCUCACUUGACACGAUGAUGCACAGACCAGACCACUGAGAAUCAACACAGAACCAAACGUAGUUUCACUUCUUUGUUCCCACUUUGUCUGUAAAUCCUCCCCACCAACAGUCCUCUGUCGUCCCCUCCUCCUCUGUCCCGACCUCCUCUCCAUCACUCUCCUCCUCUUCACAUCUGCUUGUUGAAUAUGAACUGAUGCUUGACAAUGAUUACCAGGAGAAAAUAGUUUUAUUUCUAUAAGUUCACACUAUCAGUGAGAAUACAUGUGGUCUGUUAUAGUUUACUGGAGUGAAAAUAUAAAGGUUGGCGAUCAGUUCUGUCUCAAUUGAAUCAAUUCAAUUAUGGAAAUAUCAAUCUAGGUAAUUUAAAGAUACUUAAUGGAUCUUGUAGAAGCGCAUAUCACCUUUGUACAUUUGGAAUAACCAACAAUCAGUGAUAUGAAAUUGUUACCUUGCAGUGUAACAUUUCAUCAGACUAAUCAUGUUUUAUUGUUUGUAUCACUCUCAGCUACUUCGGAGCACUUCGUUUGUAUCAAAAAGCAGCUUUACAGCUUAACAUUUUCUUUCUAACAUUGUUGUAGCACCACAAUGGAGCCCUCCAGUCCUAAAACUUCCACCCAGCUCAAAACAUCACUGUGAAGUUGGAGAAUUGGAGGGAAAUCAGGAGUGCCUUAACAAUGUCAGGAGGUGUGCCAAUAUCGUCACAUACACAAAUGUUGGAAAAUUUAACUGAGCAGAAUCUUGAAGUGAUUGAAUUGACCUCAAAUUGGUCCCAGCCUCUGAAAUACUGUACUGUUAUUAACACUCCCCAAAACAAAGCAAGGGAAUCAUAGAAGGGAACUGGACUUAAGUACUGAGUUGCGAGGUCUUAACUUGAAUCGGUCAUUAAAUUACAGUUUGAAAAGCGUAAAUGCAGAGAUGAAGAAACGUAGAAGGUAGAUGUGCUGUAGCAGUUAGUGGUUUUGUGGUCAGAGGGACGGCAGUGUGCUAUACACACAACUACAGAGCAGGAGUUUUAUCAGAAGAUCAUUUUAUUUCAUGACACUGCAUGUCAGAGAUGAUCUCCCACGAGAAUCAUUCGCUUAUUUUUUUCAUUUCAGAAGGGACUUUUACAUUUUGAUUAUUUGAUAGAGAUGUAGUUGGUGCCCCGAGAAUCACUGAGAAUCAUUCAAAACCCGUGACAGUAACUUGACAUUUAUGCCACAGGUGUGUGUUUACCUUUGUUUCUCUUCCAUUUAAAGCCUGACUGGGUGUGUGAGUGCUCAUAUUGUUUGUCUGAAUUGACAUAAAUAUAUAAAGUUUAUCUACCACGUCUA